AAAGUGGGCCAGCCAGCGAAGGGAGAGACACAAGAAGAACAGACCUUCCAAUCCUCUUUGGUCGAACUGGAAUAAUACCCAAAUCUGAUUCUAGAAAACAUUUUGUAAUACACUGAGAACCAAACAUGAGAGGAGCAUCCUAUUCCCAGAAAUCCCAGUCAAUGCAGGUGAGUGGCUCUCGAAGCAGUAUGCGAGUCCAGAGCCCCUCUCCGUCCCGGUGCCGUGGUUCCUCGUACAACCGCGGACGCUCCGGAUACCAGGGCGGCAACAUUUCAUCCGCUGUGGAAGUCGGCACAGAGAUACACCAGCUGCACGCCAAUGAGAAGGAGGAGAUGCAGGAGCUGAACGUGAGGUUUGCCGGGUACAUUGAGAAGGUCCAGGCCCUUGAACAGAGGAACGCACAGCUGAUGGCCGAGCUCGCUGCGCUUCAGGGUCGCUUCAAGGGAGGACCCACCGGCAUCGGAGAGGAGUACGACCUCAAGUUUAAGGAGAUUAGGGAGCUGAUCGAAGCCUUGACCAAUGAGAAAGGAGCUGCCGACAUUGAGAGAGGAUACAUCGAGGAGGAGGUUGAGGUGUGGAGGCUGAAACUGGAAGAGGAGAUGGCACUAAAAGAGGAAGCCGAGAUGAUCCUGAGAGAAUUCCGUCAAGAUGUAGACAAUGCCACCCUGCAGAAAGCAGAGCUUGAGAAGCGCAUCGAACAGCUGGUGGCUGAGAUCGAGUUUCUCAAGAAGCUGCACGAUGAGGAAGUUGCCGACCUCAUGAAGCAGAUCGAGGAAUCCAAGGUGACAGCGGAAAUUGAUGGAGACCGUCCCGAUUUGGCUGCAUAUCUCCGCAACAUGCGAGCCGAGAUAGAGUCUGUGGCGGCCAAGAACGUCCAGGAAGCCGAAAAGUGGUACAAGGGCAAGUUUGAAACCCUCAAAGAGGUCGCUGGCAAGAAAGAAGAACAGAUGAAGAUCAUGAAAGAAGAGAUCACCACUUUCCACAACCAAGUGACAGACCUCCAGAACCAGAUAGAUGGGCUGAGGGCACGCAACGCAGCCCUGGAGCAGCAGCUGGAAGACAUGGAGAUGGCCCACAUGGAUAAGGUCGGGGGCCUGGAGGGCAUCAUUGCCCAGCUGGAGAACCAACUCUGCGAGACUAAACUGGAGAUGGGCAAGUACCUGGCUGACUACCAGGAGCUGCUUCACAUUAAGCUGAAGCUGGACGCUGAGAUUGCAGUCUACAGGAAGCUGCUGGAGGGAGAGGAGAGCAGGCUGGGGAUCUCAGCAGGAAAAGUGACUGAAGCUUAAAAGGAGCUGAUGACCACCUCCACGUCCCAGUGUGGAGCCACACAGCUGCCAGACUGUCUGUCUGAGCCCCUACCGUCACCUCCAACCUGGCCACACCACCAAGACUUACCUGCCCCGUCUACUUCUCCCUCCCAGACCCAAGCAUUUCAACCCUCUUUACCUUCAUCAUCCUCUCCAAUCAAAAACUCUGCUUUUCCCCAAACGACCAGUCGCCCCUCCCAGUGUGGUUAACUCCUCAAACAAAACAUCCCCAUCAUUUUAAUUUAAACCCCAGGCCCAAAUCAUUUCAUGUAACAUUACUGAAGACAUUUACAUAAAUGUAAACAAAGUACUACUUAAUAAAUAAAGCUUGACUUGAGUGCAUAAAGCA
Molecule: messenger RNA, 1659 nt
Organism: Esox lucius (northern pike)
Lineage: Eukaryota; Metazoa; Chordata; Actinopteri; Esociformes; Esocidae
Gene: vimr1
Product: vimentin
Exons: 3
Coding region: 126-1289 (387 amino acids)
Biological process (GO): intermediate filament organization
Cellular component (GO): intermediate filament; plasma membrane; axon
Molecular function (GO): structural constituent of cytoskeleton
Source: RefSeq, a predicted model, not a curated record